AUGGGGCUGGGAGUCACCCCGGUUGUGAAGCACUACAAAGUGAACCGUGUGGGACAGCAAUAUGUCAUCGACGUCGAGCAGCCGCACCGCUGCCCCUCCCUGGCCGACGUGGUGGAGUACUUCGUCUCCAACACCAAGAAGACCCUGGUGCCUUUGAGCCUGGAUGAGGACUACGCGGAGAAGUUAGAGUAUGUGGAGACCGAUAAGGAGAACGGAGAGAGCGUCUGGGAAGCAUCCAUGCCCCCCUGCCCAAAGCCCCCCAGAGUGGAUGCAAUGCUUCCGCCCAACUUCAGAAAAAACCAUCAGGCGAAGCCCCCUGUCCCUACCCCGGUGUUUGAGAAGGAGGAGGAGGAUGAAGAACAGGCCUACAUGAAUGACGAAGAUGUGGCAGCCAUCACGGGAACAAAGCCGAAGCCAGCCAGCCAGGGCGCCGUGAAGGUGAUCUGGGGAGGGGGCGGCCAGACCAAGGCGCUGCCUAUACCAACCGGCGAGCCAGGCAAGCCAGCCACUAAAGGCCAGUUUACCAGAAGCCCCAGCAGCACCCUCAACCUACGGAAACAUGGUAGCAGCUCCUCCCGCCAGGCCAAGUCGUGGGGCGGAGACAUCUCCGAGGAGCUGGCGCGGAAGCUACAGGAGCGAAGAGCCAACCUUGAGAACUGACCUGCUGCCCUGCGCAGAUGGCCUGGCGGGCGAGGAGGCUUCUGCUGGGGACACAGGGUUCCAAUCCUCUCGGGGAACCAAACCAUGGCCCCCAACCUCUCCCGGCUCUUGUGCAGCGUUGAUCACGUACCCAGGGCCCGCCCCUGCUUUUCUGGCCCUUUCCCAGCACCGUGAGACAGGAGUUUGUAGGGCUCCCACCCCCCCCCCCCCCCCGGCCGCCCC
Molecule: messenger RNA, 882 nt
Organism: Trachemys scripta elegans
Lineage: Eukaryota; Metazoa; Chordata; Testudines; Emydidae
Gene: STAP2
Product: signal transducing adaptor family member 2
Exons: 9
Coding region: 1-660 (219 amino acids)
Molecular function (GO): signaling adaptor activity
Source: RefSeq, a predicted model, not a curated record